Plutella xylostella (diamondback moth) is the source of this 617-nucleotide messenger RNA. RefSeq names its product mitochondrial ribosomal protein S6 (gene mRpS6). Gene Ontology annotation, cellular component: ribosome; mitochondrial small ribosomal subunit. Gene Ontology annotation, biological process: translation. Gene Ontology annotation, molecular function: structural constituent of ribosome; small ribosomal subunit rRNA binding. NCBI's taxonomy places the organism in Eukaryota, Metazoa, Arthropoda, Insecta, Lepidoptera, Plutellidae. The record is from RefSeq and is a predicted model, not a curated record.
UGUUGUUACCUGUCAAAACCAUUAUUAUUUUAGUUCUAACCUAAAAAUUCAGAAGAGAUUAUUUUCAAAGUGCAAAUUACAACUACAUAAUGCCGACUUACGAAUUAGCAUUAAUGUUGCGUACUAUGCCAAAGGCAGAGUUGAAAACGACGCUGAAAAGAGUUUCACACCACAUAUUUAGCCGUGGUGGGAUUAUCAGGAACAUUGAAAAUUUGGGUUUUCGGGCAAUGCCUUACAAAACCAGUGCCCAUGGAGUUGUGCAUCGGGAAGCGAACUAUUUCGUGUUUAAAAUCGAUACUCCAACAAGAGUAGUAGCUGACCUUAAAGAAGAAUAUGGUAGAGAUGUGGAUAUCAUAAGACAAAGAGUGUUCAAAGCGACAGAAGAAACUAAUACCAACUGUACCCUGGAGAAAGAGUUGCUGCCACCCGCCUACCGCAAGGAAGUACAGAACAUGAUAGAAGAGGGCAAAACUCAGGUCAACAAAUUCACAUACAAGUUUAAUUACAAUUCAGGUUUGGAUUAUUAUCCUUUCCAGAAAUAAGCAACUUCUACCACAUAAACCUAUCUAGAUUUGUAAUUAUAAUAGUGUAAAUAAAGUAGUUGUAUUAAAUUAAAA